This is a messenger RNA of Phymastichus coffea, 1260 nucleotides long. It is a transcript of the gene mRpL45, whose product is annotated as large ribosomal subunit protein mL45. The record is from RefSeq and is a predicted model, not a curated record. Gene Ontology annotation, cellular component: mitochondrion. Bases 279 to 1235 code for a protein of 318 amino acids. NCBI's taxonomy places the organism in Eukaryota, Metazoa, Arthropoda, Insecta, Hymenoptera, Eulophidae. The transcript is spliced from 7 exons.
UAACAACCGUUUAUUUUUUGAAUAAUAUAUAGUAUAAUGAAAUAAUUAAUAAUGUAUUCUAAUUUUGUAAUGUACUAAUAUUGUCCCGUUAAAAAAAAUAUUUUAAUUUACGUUAUCAAAUUUUGAAGUUACAAAGCAAAAGUUUUUAUUUAUGAAUGAUAAAGCACUGGACCAAUUUUAAGUUGAGAAGUUAUUAGAUUACGUCUGGGCUGGCUCUCCCUAUAGUCUCAGAGAAAUCAAAUCAACUGUCCUAUAGAUAAUCGAGCAGAAAUCCACCUAUGGUCUUCCAGUAUGCUGCUUUAAGGACUGGAGCUUGGAAGCAAUCUGCUACCAUAAAUGGCAUACAUCUUCUCAAUCAGCUCUUAGUCACUGAUUUCAAAGCUGAGUACUAUAAUAUGAUGUUCAUUAUCUUAUUGAAGAGGAUUAAUAUAUUUUAUGGCUCUCAGCUCUUACGUCAUCGUCAUACAAAACAUUGGAAUCCCAAAUUUAAAAAAGAAAGACGAGAAAAAGUUAUAGAAUGUGAAAAUAGUCAAGAACUUUCCGAGGAUGAAAAGCGUCUGAGGUUGAAAGAAAAGGGAAUUUUUCCUUCAAAGCCAUGGUUGGAAAAACCAACAUAUAUAAGUUGUACAGGGAAUAUUUUCGAAUCAUAUGUUCCACCAGAAGGCGAUGGUAAAUUUACAACUGUCACAGGCGGAACGAAACAAAAUAUUGAAUUUUUUAUGAAAAAAACCAAAUCAUAUAGAGCUUAUAAAAAAAUUAAAAAAUAUGAAGAAGAGUUUGACAUUAAUGAAUUUCCGGAGGAAGCUAUGAAAAUUUAUAUAAUGGCCCAUUCGGCAUUAAUGAGAAAGGAUAAGAGUGAACUAAUUGAUAAUGUUACUGAAAAAGUCUUUCCGGAAAUGCUCUAUGAUUUGGAGAAUAAAACCCUCAUAUGGAAAUUAGUGAAACUAUUAGAACCAGCAAAAAUUGUCCAUGCAAGAUGUACCUCAUUAUUCACAGAAAGUAAUAUAUUUGCACAAGUGACUACUAGGUUUCACACUCAACAGAUUCUCGCCUUAUAUGAUAGAUUCGGAAGAUUGAUACAUGGCUCUAAAAUAAUAAAAAAAGAUGUCCUUGAUUACGUAGUAUUUGAAAAGCAUUUGAGCAACACAUAUAGUAAAUGGCGUUUACAUGGAAAAAUUAUUCCUACUUGGAUGCCUCCUCAAAAAUGUGUUUUAAAAACUUUUGUAAAAUAUUAAUAAAGUAUUAUUACGUUUCUAAUUU